UGGAUGAGGAUUUGAGUCAUAAUAUAAACCGGCUGCAAGCCAGCAACCGCCACCUUCUCCUCCGCCCUCUGCGGCCUUUGGAGGCGCAAAUUUCCCGCCAUUCUCCUCUUCGAUCUCAUGACAUGAUAUGGCUCUUCACUCAUUCAAGCCCUUCGCAGCCAUUCUCUCUCUCCUCUUCGCUCACGCAGUCAUCGUUGUGGUGGGGGAAUCAUCGACCUGCUUGACGGUGUACCGAGAAGGCGGCGCCCCGGCGGUCUUCCAGUCGCCAAAGUGCCCCCGCUGGAAGCUCUCCGGCCAUGCCUCCCCUACACGCGCCUCUGCCACCGGCGGCAAGCUCUGCCAGGUGGCCGUGCUCCAGGGCAGCCGCAAGUACCAGGAGGAUCGCACCUUCUGCGCUCUCGACGUCCGCAUCCCUUUCCCCAGUAGUACAGGGAUUAAGGAGGUGACUGUUGGAGUAAUAGCUGUUUUCGAUGGUCAUAACGGAGCAGAAGCUAGUGAGAUGGCGUCUAAGCAUCUGUUUGAGUAUUUCAUGUUGCAUGCCUACUUCCUCCUGGAUUCAACCUUUUCCGUCGCAUUGAAGAAAUUCAUGAGAAAGUUGGGGAGAAAAGGAGAUCUGGAUGGUCUUUUUCAAGUUCUCAAUUGGCAUGAAGAUUUGAGUUGGCAGUAUCAGGAUCAAGAAAGGGUUAAGUCCUCAAGGACAGUAGAAUUUGAUCAUUCCUAUCAUUUGGAAAUUCUGAAGGAAGCAUUGACGAGGGCAAUCCGGGAUAUUGAUGCAAAAUUUUCAAAGGAAGCAUCCAGAAGCAAUCUUAAUUCAGGAUCCACAGCAACAGUUAUACUCGUGGCAGAUGGCAAAAUUUUAGUUGCGAAUGUUGGAGACUCAAAGGCUCUCUUAUGCUCUGAAAGGUUCCAGUCCCCCGCGGAUGCUAGAGCGACUUUACUAAGAUUACAUCGCGAGAAAAGGCGGGGUGGUGCUAUUAUGCCCAUGAAAUACAGUGAGCACUUUAAGUUGGCUAGUUUGAAUGGUUUGACGCACUUUUCUGUUCAGGAGUUAACAAGAGAUCAUAGUCCCGAUAGGGAUGAUGAAAGGUCUCGAGUAGAAGCUGCGGGUGGUUAUGUUCUUAAUUUGAGUGGUGUUCCUCGAGUCAAUGGCCAACUGGCUGUUUCACGAGCCAUUGGUGAUGUGAAAUUUAAAAGUUCUGGUGUAAUAGCAGCACCAGAAGUUAUGGAUUGGCAAUCCCUCAACAUCAAUGAUAGCUAUCUGGUAGCUGCAUCAGAUGGUGUUUUUGAAGAAUUGAGCCCACAAGAUGUUUGUGAUAUACUGUGGGAAGCACAGGGUCAUGGCAACUCAAGAUCAGAGAUAUCUUCAUCAUGCUCUUACUCAUUAGCUGACUGUAUAGUGGAAACUGCUUUGGAAAGGGGCAGUAUGGAUAAUAUGGCUGCUGUGGUUGUGCCUCUUCAAUUAAGUCUUCUAUCUCGUAACAUUCAACCGGGUAACUAUACUGGAGGAGUUGAUACAGAUACCACAUCUGUAGGAUUAGAGUACAAUAAUGGUCGGUCAGAUAAGGGCCUGUCUUCUGAUAUUAUCGGCUUAGAGCAUUUUCAUCCUCAUUCAAUGAAGUUUGGCAGGUUGAUGGUUGAACCAAAGCAUGGAAGUUUUUGCUGUUUUUAUUUAGCUGAGCCGCUUAGUGAAGAUAUGGAUGAUAUGUUAGAAGCUCAAAUUCAUGAUUGGAAGGAGCCUGUAUAUGGCCUGCCUCUGGCUCUUCCUGAAGCCCUCAACCAACAGUGCGGUGGACCUGUGAAUAUUUAUACCGACCAAAAUUUAUGCAUGUACUUUGGGAUGCCCAGUGAGCGAAAGGAAGGUCAAUGCACAAUUUCAGAAGGCUUUGCAAGGGUCCUUGCUUUGCUGGAAUCAAUUUCAUUGCAUGAUUCUGAUUCUAAUUAUGGAACAUUUGAGCAUGGGAUCCCUGAUUCUAGGUAUGUACUGAAGAAAAGGUUUGGCCGUGGUUCAUACGGUGAAGUAUGGCUGGCUGUUCACUGGAACUGUUGUCAAGCAAGCAAUUCAUGGCAAAGGAUAAAUAGUUCGUGCACUAACUGUAGUUCUGGAGCUGAUGCCAAUUUGUUCAUUCUGAAACGGCUAAUGGUGGAAAGGGGUCGUCCUGUGUACUUGAGUGGUCUACGAGAGAAGUACUUUGGUGAAAUUUUCUUAAAUGCUUCUUCAACCUUGGGUGAUCAGCUGUCAGCAGACGAUUCAUUUUUAAAACAGUCAAGAUCAAAUUUCGUAGAAGAGUUAGGAACUAAUGGAUCAGCGUUCCAUGAUAUGCAAAAGAAGGAGAAUUUUGGUCAUGGUUUCGGUCUGAUUACAUCCCAUGAAGAAGGAUUGGACCAUAUUGCAAGAUAUGUGGAAUCUUUUGAAUCUAAAUCUAGUGAUGUAUGGCUGGUUUUCCGUCAUGAAGGCGUGUCCUUAUCGAAGCUUAUAUACACAACUGAGCAAGUGGGAGAUAAGGAGGAAGGUGAACAGAUUAAACAUUCCCAGGUGUUAUACCCAUCGAAAUGGUGGAAGUGGCUGAAAACAACAGAAGGUGGGAGAGAGGAGAUGCGCAAUCUCAUAUGGCAGCUGCUCAUGGCGCUCAAGUCUUGUCAUGACCGUAAUAUCACUCACAGGGAUAUUAAGCCUGAGAAUAUGGUGAUAUGUUUCGAAGAUCAGGAAACAGGCAGAUGCAUGAGAGAAGGUCCAAGUCAGGACAAGAAUUAUACCACCAAAAUGAGGAUUAUCGACUUUGGCAGUGCAAUAGAUGAAUUUACUCUAAAGCAUUUGUAUGGGUCUAGUGGCCCUUCAAGAGCCGAACAAACUUCAGAAUAUGCACCUCCUGAAGCUUUGCUCAAUACUACUUGGUAUCAAGGGCCAACAAGCAUCACCUUGAAGUACGACAUGUGGAGUGUUGGUGUCGUGAUCUUGGAAUUGAUUUUGGGUUCACCAAAUAUUUUCCAGAUAAGUCCUUUAACAGCUGCCUUGCUAGAUAGGCAUCUUGAGGGUUGGGAUGAAGGUUUAAAGGAACUUGCAUACAGGCUUCGGUCAUUCAUGGAAAUGUGCAUCUUAAUCCCAGGAAGUUCCUCCAAACAUCGUUUUGGUGCUACGAUAUAUGGUAAUGGAGUUUCCCCAGCAUCCUGGAAAUGCUCGGAAGAGUUUUUUGCUCGUCAAAUAAAAAGUAGAGAUCCCCUAAAACUCGGUUUUCCAGAUGUCUCGGCUCUGCGAUUAGUGCGCCAUCUCUUACUAUGGGACCCAGAUGAUCGACUGAGUGUUGACGAAGCCAUGCAGCAUCCUUAUUUUGAAUCUCUCUUGAGGAGCAAAUCAACUUGUUGAGCAAAAUUUUGCUCGAGUGCCCAAUGCAAAAGGAAAUGGUUUGGUCUUUCAUCUCUUCAAGGUCUCGUGAUAAUCCCUGGCAAAGUAAUUCUGAAAAUUCAAGCUACUUUUGCUAAUCAACUCCUCUGUUAUACUUGUACUCUUGUACACAAUCACGCGAUGCCUUGGUUGUCUUUGCUCUCCACAUUAGUUGUUUUCUCAAAUAGGGAAAGGCAUCAUUCAGGAUAUAGAAAUACGAUACUUCUGCAGUACAAUGUUUCUGCUUGUACAGACAUGUAAAGAUUUUCAAAAUAGAAUUUCUUUGUUUUCUUCCA
This is a messenger RNA of Punica granatum (pomegranate), 3675 nucleotides long. NCBI's taxonomy places the organism in Eukaryota, Viridiplantae, Streptophyta, Magnoliopsida, Myrtales, Lythraceae. The record is from RefSeq and is a predicted model, not a curated record.